AUGUUGACAGGUGAUACAACAGGUGUGGCCAAAGUGUGGCCAGUCGCUGAGCUGACCGAUACUUACGGAAAAACUACGCCUCUUUAUGUGUUGUUUGACUGUCAUGAUAUGGGCGUGAAUUCCGCCGACAUAUCAACUAUCACCUCAAUAACAAAUAAGGGUAAGGUGUACAGUGCGCUGACGUGCGGUAACGACCAUCUGGUGAAAAUCUGGCAACUGACUCUGUGGAAGAAAAACGCAGGUUCUCAUCAGUGUGCUGUCGAAAUGGUUCAGUCACUGAAAGGUCACUCCUCAACGGUGACCAGCGUGUGUUUUAGCGGAGCUGAUGGUAAGGUGUUUGCGUCCACGUCAAUGGACAAGACCACGAGGAUUUGGCAGAUGGUCGAGUCAAACAAUGCGGUUUGCUUACAAGUGUUGGAAGGACACACCCGUUACGUUAACACUUGUGGAUUCUCUCAAGACGGUUUACUGUUUGUGACUGGGUCCAACGACAAGUCUGUCAUUGUCUGGGAUGUGAAAGGCGAUUUAGAUUUAAAUGCCAAAUUACACGACUCGUCGGAAGACUUAAAGUCCGCAGUAAACAUAGUCAAGGGUGAAAAUAUUCAGGUAGAAGUGUCCCUGAGGGAAAAAUUAAACAUGUUUACGAAUGCGGUGAAUUCGUGUGACUUCAGCAGCGAAUGCAAAUACCUAGUGGCGGCCGGCGGCGACAAAACCGUCAGGAUUUGGCAUUUCAGCGAAAGCGGACGUACUGAAGAGUGCAAAGGCUCACCGUUUCGCGCUCACCAUUACUCGGUACAACAGAUGGUCAUUUCUCCGUGCUCGUCGUAUAUGGCCACCUGUUCGUUGGACGGAAUGACCGUUAUUUGGGAACUAAAUACUCUAGAACCGAGAGGUUCGUUACACACUGAGUACGGCGGGGCUCGAUCCUGUUCGUUUUCUGGAAAUUCCGAAUUGAUUGCGGUCGCUUGCAACAACGAAAUCGUAUUCGUGUGGAAAGUGGAAACAUUACAGCUAGUCGCGAAGCUAUGCGGUAAUGACGAAGACGUCACUUGUGUUUCGUUCAGUCCGGAUUCUCGGUAUUUAAUGUCCGGUUGUGUGGAAGGGCACUUCCGAAUUUGGUCGGUGCACCCGAAAAAGCACAUUAUAUCCGAGACGAGUACAAUCGUCCAAGACAAAGCGCACGAAAUUGGAAUAACAAGCGCCCAUUUUGCGUUCAAGAACCCAUCUAGAAAACCGCAAUCGAUGUUGAUGUUAACGGGUGGCAGUGAUGCCGUGGUAAAAGCCUGGAGGCUACUGGACGACCGAAUCGACUUCAAAAUGAAGUUUGUCGGCCACGGUAGUGACAUCACGUGCGUCAAGUUCCCACGGCACAUUACUACGUUCUUGGCGUCUACUUCGCUGGACAAGACAGCUCGGAUAUGGCAAACGAAAACUGGAGAUUGUCUGCAUGUCAUCGAUCCCAAAGGUGCCAUCCUCACUUGUUGCUCAUUUUCUUCAAAUAAUAAAAUACUAGCUACAGGGUCGCUGGACAAGGCGCUGUAUCUGUGGAAUUUACCGUUGGACGACGACGAUGCCACGACAAUUAGGAAAUCGACGUCAUUUGAAAAACACGGAGCGCGAUUGAACGGCAUGUCCGAUGACGACAGACGAGACUUGGAAGUAGCACUGUCGAAGCUGUCGUCGUCGACUGACACACCCGACGAGUUCAUCUGUCCGAUAACGCAGCAGAUUUUCAGAGAUCCCGUGAUAUGUUCAGACGGACAUACUUACGAUAGAUCGGCCAUGGUGUCAUGGUUCCGCCGAGGCAAAUUCAGCAGCCCAUUGACAAAUGAACCGCUACUGUCCAAGUCCAUGACGACAAACACCACCAUAAAGGAAGCAAUCUCAGUGUUUGUCCAACAAAAUCAAUGA
This is a messenger RNA of Macrosiphum euphorbiae (potato aphid), 1911 nucleotides long. Lineage: Eukaryota; Metazoa; Arthropoda; Insecta; Hemiptera; Aphididae. The record is from the annotation of a GenBank genome assembly.